AUACCUCGCGAAAUCAUCGAAAAAACGAACAACGUGUUCGUCCGCCAUAGAAACAGGAGAUAUUCUUGAUGUCAAUCAUCCGCUCACCUGGUGCCAAUGACUGACUUCAUUCGACCGUGCGCCAGCUUCUUCACAGUUUAUGCCGUUUGGGUGAGGUUGCCAAGAGAAGACGCGGCAAAAUUGUGUGUGGAACUGUUUCUUGUCCAUCCUUCGACAGCUCGCUAAAGAAUGCAACAUAAACCAACGUUUUUUUUUAUGGUUUAUUCUGGCAUAAAUUUCCAUCGUUUUUCCUGGUUUGGCACAAGAGAGACCGCGCGUCCGCGCAAUGUUACGCCAUGCCUAGAGACUAAUAACGUGCAGGCACCAUCUUGGAGAACCAUAUCCGAUUUAUGGUCUGUUUGUUUGACUUCGUGAUCCCGGAGAUCCGGGCUGUUUCCUUCCUCGACGACGUCCGCAGUUCCUCCUGGCACAUAUACACCUCACUUAGAUCUAGGGUUUUGGGAGCUAGUUGUGUUCCUUAUCAUAUUUGCCUCUUCCCAUGUGUAUAUUGUGUAUUUGUGUGACUCUCUCCUCUGUCUCUCUCUCUUCCCCUUAUCUCUCUUCAUCUCUCUUCGCAUGUUCUAUUGGUACAUGUGCGCGUUUGUAUGUUUUUUGGGUAUAUUUUGUUGCAAUUCAUCUGACCUUCCUGUGUUCUUCCUCGUGUGCUCUCGUGUUCCAUUAUGUUUGUUUUCUAGUAAUUUAUUUAAACAAAAACAGCUCCAUGAUCGGGUCCAAAAGUGUGAAGUUUAUUUUCAAAAGAGUCAGAAAGUAUUUUAACCAUUUUAACCAUUGCUCGCGCGCACACCAGAUGGUUAGUGUAACCGCGUGGUGCGUGUUAGUGUGUCCAUGGGUCGCAUAAGUUGUGCAGCGUGGCUCGAGAAGCAUCUCCGUGAUCGAUGGGGCGUCCGUUUUGCUACGGACACGCACACACAUUUCCUGUUUGUCAGAUAUGCCUCUCUGGUCAUGUAAGGUGCUCCGGUGCAUUACAUUGAUUCCAUUACCCCCCUCCUGGGUUGCUUCCACCAUUGUCACGUGUCACCAACCCAUAUGGUACUAGUGUAUCUCAUCGUUUGGCACAAAACAGCUGCUGUUGGAGUGUGGGUUGAGGACAAUUGCAUUUCUGCGUCAUGCCGCCAACUUCAAUGAGGUCCGCAGUACCAUCCCCAACACGAUCCGAUGACAGGACUUUCCCGGGACGUUAUAACACGACCCUGCUGGAUUGGAUGGAUAGCAGUUCCUGCGUUUGUGGGUGGUCGCUCCCGACAGAGCGUCAUCUGUGCCAAAACGGUAAUGGGGUGGCCUGUGCAAUGGUUUAUGUUUCCCACGACAUCCUGCCUCGACUGGCAAAGAGAGUGUGGUGCAGUUGUGGGUGCAGUGACGCAAACCGUGACGGUACGGUACGGUCCAAAAUCUCGUACAUAUGUUAAUCAGCCGGCCAUGGCAUAACCAGACGCUAACGAGAGACGUGAUCGUACUGAGCUGGGAGGCAUAAAGAUUGAAAGUACAUUAAAUCAUUAAAUCUCCGCUCCGAGACAGUACCAUAUAAUCAGUGGCAGCGAGUGAUUUGAAUGGCCACUUGAGAUCUCAAGUAGCACGACGCCUCCCGGAAUAUGCCCCCUGAUGGUAUCUUAAGCGGCUGCCCACUUGAAGUGUGAUCGAUUGCGGGAUGAUACUAAAUGCUCCAAAUCAAUCGUUGUAAUGAGCCACCCUUAAACCAUGCUUGUUGCACUGUUUGGGCAACUCUAGAGCAUCCAUUUCUCUCCUUUAGCUUGUCACCAGCUGUGCAACACAAACUGAUCUGUAGGCCGCCCGGUUACACAGCCGUACAGAAAUAGAACGAUUCUCCGGUAUGUGGCGCAGUAUGAUUGAUUGCUUUUCCUUCGCGUUUUUGGAUGUGCAAACCCUCCGCCAAAGGCUGGUAACACGAUAGGCACGCUGUUGUGUCGUUCGUCUCCCGUGCCAACGACCGACAAUAGUGGUUUCUAGUUUUUGCCACUUUCUUUGAACCAGGCACGAGAGAACCAUUCGGUGAUUCAUUCUGCGUUCCAGGAGUAGCAGCUGCCACAGAUGCGCGAACGUGUUAUCGCCUUGCGGGGUCCCCCCCUGGGAGAGGGUUAUUAUGUAAAUUAUCGGCAAAAACGGCAUCGAGGGAGCAGUGUUGAGGGCGGGCACUUGUCGAAUGAGUUCGCCUUAUUCUGCGAACCACAUUUACUAUCAAGUUUACGCGAGUGUGGGGGUGGUUAGUGUGUACUCAGCAGCGCGCUGAUGGUAACAUAUGCCAGCAGCGGCACGACAUUGUCGCGACGGUUCGCUGUGCACAGGAUAUCAACGGUGGAUAUUAGCCGUGUGUGUAUCCAUUUCGAUACAAGCUUUGUAACCGAACGCUAAUGUGAGAAGGAGGAAUUAAUUAAGCCGCUUCUUCGCGCACCAUUAGGAUAUUCUGUUUUGUCGGUUCGUAGCACACAGGCCACGCCACGGUUUGGCCGUUACGUUGGCUUCAUACUAAAUCUGCUCAACAGAUUAGUACCACCACGACCUUAAGGUGAUAAUACGGUUGACGAUGGUGUACGAGCACCGCCGGCCGGACAUGAUUGGGUGUUUGCCGCGCGCGCGCUGGUAAUAAAGAGCGGACCAAAAGGUCAAGCUGCAAUUGGUGGUGGGCACGUUGGUGCUGUUGGUGCUGCUGGGUAACCCACAUUUUGUCCGUCCGUUAACACUUGUAGGGCGUCGCAUGAACGUCCGUGUAUCACGGUCAAUCCUGAUCAAUUAUGACCACGCGGCGGCGUCCAUGCGGGGAGGCGACGGUUUUUAACGGUUUCCGUGGCCCCCGGGAUGAUUCAUCUCACGAAGCGCGAUAGUGAGCUGGGUGUUUCUCACUCGAUGAACUUCGCCGUGGCUCCGAAGCGUGCAGGUUGUGUUGAAGGUGUCUAAAAUAGGCAUUUUGAGCGUUUAAACUCACAACGGGAUAGUAAAAAGGAAUAAUUUCCAUGUAAGACACGCGGCACAUUACAUAAAAUAUCGAAAAAAAUCGAAAAAAGGCUGCUAGAGCGUUGAAGCAGGCCUUAUAAACGGGUCUGGCGAACUGCUCGAAAAUUUCGCCCUGGUUUGCCCGAAUUAUCGUCGAGUGUUUUUUAUUCCUGCACUCUUGUUUUGGAAAUACGGCCGAGUUCAGGGAAUCGCUGUGAAAAAGUGUGAAUUUUUAAGUAACUUUAAAUUAUUCCGUGCGCGAUUACAAUAACCUGCACUCCCGUGGUCGUUCUCGUUGGAAAAGUUGCGAUUGCAGCUGUUAAUUGCUUUGUGUUGUGACUUUGGCAACCGUUUUGGAAAUAUCCGGAUCGUUUCUGGACCCGCGAUCCGGAUAGUUUCUGGAAAACCAUGGUCGUGCUUCUCCGUGGCCACACGUUGUAAUCUCAAUUGUGUCGAUACACAAUCUCGCACAUUCGCUGUGCCUACAAUAAACACCGAACACGUUCAGCAAAACACGGCAACAGGAUGUCGUCACUCCGGAAUGGGGGACACCACGUCCGGUGGGCGUUCGAUCUUGGUAGCUGGCGACCGACGGCGGCUGAUCUGCUGCUGGCCACCUCCUGCAUACAGCCCGAGGAGAAGUUGCGGCUGUCGCGGUUCGUCUUUCGGGACGAUUUCAACGCUUCGCUCAUCGGACGGCUCAUGAUGCGGCGCUUCGUGCAUGUGGCCACCGGACUGCCGUACAACGAGAUCACCUUCGGCCGGGACUCCAAGGGAAAACCGUUCCUCAAGAACUCCGGCGUGACGGUAGACUUUAACGUGUCCCAUCAGGGUCGGUAUGCGGUGCUCGCUGGAUUGUCCAUCGGGAAAUGUCCCCUCGAAGAUGGCCCACGGCCGAAAAUCGGCAUCGAUGUGAUGAAGAUCGAGUACGGUGGGGGCAAAUCGUUGGACGAGUUUUUCCGUCUGAUGACGCGCAACUUUUCGGACGAGGAGUGGCAAUACAUUCGGGGUCGACCGGACGACCAGGGGCGGCUGGAAGCGUUCAUGCGCAACUGGUGUCUCAAGGAGAGCUACGUCAAGAACGUGGGAGUCGGCAUAACGAUUGAUCUGCGAAAGAUCAGCUUCCACAUACGGAACGAAACGUUGGCGCGCGAUCGCGUGGCGUACGAUACAACGCUGCGUGUGAAUGACGAGCCGGCACGCGAUUGGAGAUUCGAGGAAUCGCUGAUCGAUACCGAUCAUUGUGUGGCCGUUUCACUGGAGAACAUACCAGCGGAGGAGGAUCUGAGUCGCAACUGCUUCGAGCUGAUCGAUUUUAACACCCUGAUCGAGGGCCACCGGCCACUGCUGGCGAUCGAUGAGGACUACUGCGAUGGUAUUAUUAACAAGGAGUACAAGAAAUCUCAUUGAGGGAGUAAAACGGAGAAACUCUGUCUAAAAGACAGGUGGAUGAGAAGAAGGGUACGGUUAUUCCGGUGAUGGGUGAUAUUGUAUUGUUAGGAACACGGCACAGCGCACUGAAUCGCAACAUUUGGCCAUAAGCAUUUAAGGAGUUUUCUCUUACCGUUACGCGCAUCUCUUUUCGGUAAAUAUACUUAUACACGUGUACGGUUUUAGUACUACCAAUCGA
Molecule: messenger RNA, 4636 nt
Organism: Anopheles darlingi
Lineage: Eukaryota; Metazoa; Arthropoda; Insecta; Diptera; Culicidae
Product: L-aminoadipate-semialdehyde dehydrogenase-phosphopantetheinyl transferase
Exons: 1
Coding region: 3532-4416 (294 amino acids)
Cellular component (GO): cytosol
Molecular function (GO): holo-[acyl-carrier-protein] synthase activity; magnesium ion binding
Source: RefSeq, a predicted model, not a curated record